Messenger RNA from Drosophila eugracilis, 1218 nucleotides. RefSeq names its product transmembrane protein 135-like. NCBI's taxonomy places the organism in Eukaryota, Metazoa, Arthropoda, Insecta, Diptera, Drosophilidae. The coding region runs from base 25 to 1077 and encodes 350 amino acids. The record is from RefSeq and is a predicted model, not a curated record. The transcript is spliced from 5 exons.
ACUUCGAUAUUCAGUAGUGUUUUUAUGGCUGUCCUAAGCAAAUCGUUCGAAGAUUGGAUCAGCUGGCGGAGCUGCAAUGAGUUGGUCCAUCCCCAUAGCUGCCGGAAAGCUGCAUUCCAGAACUUCUUCCGAUUCAUCUCCUCCAAUUCAAAAUAUUAUCUUCCUUUGCUACUGAUUCAUUUGGGCAAACAUGGAUUUCGAUCUGGUGCUGUGGACUUGGAUCUACUCGUGGAAUCUCUGUGGUAUUAUGCCCAACUGGUGUUUGGAGGCGUGGUCGAAGCCAGCCUUAUAACGUGGUCCAUAUGCAGUUUGCGAAACUAUUUGGGAAAAUUCCACCCGUCCACAUUGCUCUUCGUUCCCUCAGCUUUGGGAGGCGCUUUCUGUGCAUUCUUUCCCAAAAAAGUCAAACAUGUGCAGCAGACAGCGAUCUUUCAGUCUGUCAUUGAGAACCUAAUGCUCCUGAACCAUCCAUUGUGCAGACUCUUGUCUACUUCAGUGGGUCUACAAGCUGCGAUCUUCAUGGUUUGCAGUGCAGUUAUCUUGGAGGGAAAACAAAGAAAGUGGUACAAUGGAUUUUGGUUCCUCAUUCCAGAUCCUGCACCUGAUAAAGAUACUUGUGAUAAGAAGUCCUGCUCCCAUUCGGAAUCAGAUUGUGGUUUAUAUAUAGUGCGGGGUAUACGCAAUUAUCUGAUGUACGGACUCGCUUUGGAUAUAUUCAAGGCUUUAGUUAGCUGCACCAAGAGUGGACAGUGGGAUCUCAAGCAUUUUAAACUUCAGUCCACAGCUUGGUUGGGCUGCUAUGUUGGCAUAUAUAGGGCUGUCCAUUGCUAUCUACGCCGUAGUCCAGCGAUCAAAGAUUCCCUUCGACAUCCGUUGGCUGGUUUUCUUGGAGGCUUUAGCUAUCUGUUCUAUCCAAAACUGACAAUCUUGAGUUAUGCACUUUUGGAGGCCUCUCGCACCUUGUGGGCAAAACGUCAAGGAUCAGAGAAGAAGCGAUAUGGAUAUAGCGAUAUAAUAUUUCCCUUUGCCAUGGCAUAUCUAGUCCAAAGUUAUGUGAUGAAAGAGCCAACCGGUUAGUGGACUUGCUGGCAUUAUAGUAGACAACACUACGGCCAACUACGGUACAAACAUCAGCAAGCGGUUAGCCCGACUGCAAUGAAUUCAUUAAGCUGUUAUGUUUGGCAUUUAAAUAUACGUUUCCAAUGUUUUGCAUUUUAA